GAAGAACUUAUGCUCGAUUAUGUGUUGUUUGUUAUCGAGUGAGUUUGAAACUAUGUGGAUUUUCACACGUUGAGUCAAAUCUAGGUUGUUGAAUUCUUUGGUGUUUUCAAGUUCAAGUAUUGCUAUGAUCAAAGGUUUUGUGUUUUAGGGAAAGGUAGGUUUAAGUUUGUAAGCAAGGUGCGAAGGUGGCACUAGCAUUCUGUUUUGAUCAUUGACGGUUGAUCAUGUUACCGACUUGGACUGAGACUCGGUCAAGGAGCUGCUUGCAAAUGGUGUUGAGCUGAGGUAAAGAAAUCAAUGGAUUCAGAGAAGGGUUGGUUCAAGAGGUUGCAAUCACGAAAUAACUCAUCAACUGAAAAGAAGGAGCCAAUGGCGAGUUCAAGGGACGAUGCAAAACCCCCUAUGCCUGAGGAAGUCUCAACACUCACGAGACAGAGGGCAGCUGCUGCGAAGCAGUAUAUUGAAAAUCAUUACAAGGAGCAGAUGAGAAACCUUCAGGAGAGGAGAGAACGGCGAAGUUUACUUGAAAGGAAGCUAGCUGAUGCUGAUGUAUCUGAGGAAGAUCAAACUAACCUAUUAAAGUUUUUAGAGAAGAAGGAAACUGAAUAUAUGCGCCUUCAGAGGCACAAAAUGGGUGUUGCCGAUUUUGAGUUACUGACAAUGAUUGGAAAGGGUGCUUUCGGGGAGGUUAGAGUUUGCAGGGAAAAGACAACAGGUCAAGUAUAUGCGAUGAAAAAGCUUAAGAAGUCAGAAAUGCUUCGUAGAGGCCAGGUUGAACAUGUGAAAGCUGAAAGGAAUCUGCUUGCAGAGGUGGACAAUAAUUGCAUUGUCAAACUUUAUUGUUCUUUUCAAGAUGAGGAAUAUCUGUAUCUUAUCAUGGAAUAUCUCCCGGGUGGAGAUAUGAUGACUUUAUUAAUGAGAAAAUAUGUUUUGACUGAAGACGAGGCCAGAUUUUAUGUAGCGGAGACAGUUUUGGCUACGGAAUCUAUUCAUAAGCACAAUUAUAUACAUAGAGACAUCAAGCCUGAUAACUUACUACUUGAUAGAUAUGGUCAUUUAAGACUAUCAGAUUUUGGACUGUGCAAGCCUUUAGAUUGUAGUACUCUACUAGAGGACUUUUCAGUUAGAGACAGCUUUAAUGCAACUUCAAAAAGUGAUGAACACAGUCCAACUUCAACACGCACACAACAAGAGCAAUUACAACAUUGGCACAAAAAUAGGAGAAUGCUCGCUUAUUCCACUGUUGGUACACCCGAUUAUAUUGCUCCAGAGGUUCUACUGAAGAAGGGAUAUGGAAUGGAAUGUGAUUGGUGGUCCGUUGGCUCAAUCAUGUAUGAAAUGCUUGUGGGUUAUCCUCCCUUCUAUGCUGAUGAUCCAAUGUCCACAUGUAGGAAGAUAGUGAACUGGAAAGCACAUUUAAAAUUUCCCGAGGAAGCUAAACUUUCUAGAGAAGCAAAAGACCUGAUAAGCAAACUACUUUGUAGUGUUGAUCGGAGGCUUGGCUCCAAUGGGGCUGAUGAAAUAAAGGCCCAUCCCUGGUUUAAGGGUAUUGACUGGGACAGCAUAUACAAUAUGGAAGCUGCAUUUCUUCCUGAAGUCAAAGAUGAGCUGGACACCCAAAAUUUUGAAAAGUUUGAAGAGUCUGAACACCAUUCUCAAACUUCAUCAAAAUCUGCUCCAUGGAGAAAGAUGAUUUCAUCGGAUGACAUGAACUUUGUCGGGUACACAUACAAGAACUUUGAAAUUGUGAAUGACUACCAAGUGCCUGGAAUGGCUGAACUAAAGAAGAAAAGUAACAGGGGAAAGAGGCCAGCAAUCAAGACACUGUUUGAUGAUGAGCCUGAAAAAUCGGAAACAACAAGCUAAUACAUCUCAAAGAAGCGCUGCAAAUUCCUCUUCUUCCCAACAUGACGUUUCUCACACGUGAAACGGUUAAGAUGGGAAUCCCCUCCUCGCCUCACUUCUCUGUUGCCGUAUUCCAUCAUAGCAAAGUGCUCAAGUAACUGAUGAUUCACCAUUGAGUUGGUUAUCUUACGGUCCUUGAUGUGUUGAACUUGGUACAGAGGGCUCAGAGAAAUCCUACACUCGAAUAUCUAGAGUGCAAGCACUUGGAUUAUAAUUGCAGUGCUUCCCAGUUUCUUUCUAACCAUUACUUAGAGCUGCUUAAAAUAUUUAUUUGUAAGUAUUUUUUUUCUUUUUAUGUAUUUCUCAAGAGUAUAGUUUACCACAACAUACAACAUAAAUGCCUUUUGUGGCUUUGUACAAUAACAAUAGUGUACUCAACAAUCUCCUAUUACUAUGUCAAGGACAAAUUCCAGUUGCAAUUUAUCAUGCAUCUGCAAUACUUUUCCUUGUAUUUAGUGUA
This is a messenger RNA of Sesamum indicum (sesame), 2365 nucleotides long. RefSeq lists its product as uncharacterized. Gene Ontology annotation, biological process: protein phosphorylation. The record is from RefSeq and is a predicted model, not a curated record. NCBI's taxonomy places the organism in Eukaryota, Viridiplantae, Streptophyta, Magnoliopsida, Lamiales, Pedaliaceae. Gene Ontology annotation, molecular function: protein serine/threonine kinase activity; ATP binding.